AUGAAAAGCCCGCAGCGGCACCCACAACCCCCCACACGGGGGGACACCUCCCCGACGCGUCGGCGUCGCGUCUCUCCGCCGACACCGAAAACGGCGUCGAGCUCUACGCUCGUCGCGUAUGAUCCCCGGAAGGCGGCGCCGCAGCUGUCGACGACGCGGCUUGUGAUCGCACACGCGGGCGCUGCGUUAACUCUAUUCCUCGCGACGACAGACGCGACGAUUGUGUCGACCUGUCUCCCGACGAUUGCGAGCGAGUUCGAAGCGAACCAAGCCGAGUACACUUGGGUGUCCGUGACGUACAUGCUCACCCAGACCGCGUUCCAACCUCUCUACGGGAAGCUCUCGGACCUCAUUGGACGGACGUCGGUUCUCUACGGCAGUAUCUUCAUUUUUGCCGCAGGCUCGGUGCUCUGUGGGAGCGCGCAGAGCAUCGAAUGGCUGAUAAUUGCUCGAGGGAUCGCUGGCGUCGGCGGCGGCGGUAUCGUUUCCCUCGUAUGGACAAUUACGUCAGAGAUCGUCGACGUCCGAAACCAGGCGAAAUGGUCACAGGCAUUGAGCGUCACCUGGGCCUGCUCGGCCGUCGCGGGGCCCCUCCUCGGCGGCGUCUUCAGCGUCUAUAUGAACCUCCCCAUCUGCGCCGUCUCCUUCGUGACGCUGUGGCUAUCUCUGCGCCAUGUGUUCGCGGGCCGCACCUCUGACGUUUCGUGGAGAACGUUCGGUCGAACAUUCGACUUUGUAGGACUGUUCCUCUUCAUGGGAGGAAGCAGCAGCAUUGUGAUUGGCUUCAACUUCGCGACCCAACUCGGAUGGGCCUGCGCUUCGACACUCACCCUCAUUGUCGCGGGCGUCCUGGUGUUAGUUGUCGCCGGCUUCUACGAAGUCCGCACGAAACGCGACGCGCUCUUUCCCCCGAUCGCCUUCAGGGAUCUCUUAGUGAUUACCCUUGCGACGACGUUCCUGCACAAUUUUGCGUUCAACGCCGGGACGUUCUAUCUCGCACUCUACUUCCAGGCCGUAGAUGGCCUCUCUCCCAUACAAGCUGGUAUCACCAUGCUGCCGUACUCCUUAGGCUCCUCGCUUGCGUCAAUGCCGGCGGCCUGGCUCAUCGGCUACUGGUCUCAGCGGAGAAACGACACGGCGUGCCAAAAGUUCCUCAUCUGCGCUGGCCUUGCCAUUGCCUCCGUGGGAUUCGGCCUGAUGAUGCUAAUGUCUGAGCGCAGCACGCACCUCGAGCAGACACUGUUCCCCCUAAUCGCCGGUGUCGGCCUUGGGAUGCUCUUCCAUGCACCCUAUCAGGUCUUCACGCGCGCGCUAAGGCGGCAGGAGGUCGCGUCAGGCACGAGCGCGUUUUUUCUCGUCCGCUUCACGGGCGCCACGGUCGGGCUGGCCGUCGCGGGCGCUGUGUUCCUCGGCCGGCUGUCGAGCACGCUGCCGCCUGGGGUGGACGCUUCAGUCGUUCUCGAAUCGGUGACCGCGCUACGGAACCAGAGCAACUGGGACGAAGUCCUGCACGCGCUGUCGCUUGCGAUCAAGGCCAUCUGGGCGGUCUGUUGCCCAUGCCUUGGCGUGGCUCUGCUGGUCGGUAUCUCGAUGUUUACACGUAAAAUCGCAGUCGACGAGGGCGCGGCGGCUCGGGCAGACGAGAAGUCUGCCGGCGCGCCCGUGAUGGAGGGCGCAGCACUGGAGGGAGUGUGA
This is a messenger RNA of Trametes versicolor FP-101664 SS1, 1695 nucleotides long. RefSeq names its product amino acid permease ScVBA-like protein. The coding region runs from base 1 to 1695 and encodes 564 amino acids. The record is from RefSeq and is a predicted model, not a curated record. The transcript has 16 exons. Gene Ontology annotation, molecular function: transmembrane transporter activity. NCBI's taxonomy places the organism in Eukaryota, Fungi, Basidiomycota, Agaricomycetes, Polyporales, Polyporaceae. Gene Ontology annotation, biological process: transmembrane transport.